UUUGAUAUUGAAAACUUAAAAUUGUUGCUUUUAUUAACUAUUCACGCAAUUACUUCAGUCAAUCGAGACUUGUGUUGGAACUUAAUUGGGGUGUUGAAUAGAGCAGUAAUUAAGUGGGAUAUGUAUACUUCAAAAGAUUUACUUCAGCAAAGAAUUGUCUGGACAAUUCAUAAUCUCGACAAGGAAAUUAGCUUGCUACUAAAGAAACCAUCCCAGUUUCCAAGUUAUGAAUAUUUACAAGUGGAAUAUCCUCUCACUAUCAAGUUGUACGAAGAAGAGAGUUUACCCUUGGUUAAUAAGAAUAUCGAAUUGUCUAAAUUGAAACAAACUAUUCUUCAUUUGAACUUAACCCAAAGCAAAUCUGAUCUUCAUGAAUUAUCGGGUGAACUUGAGAAAUGGAGAAUCAGUUCCAGCAAAGUUAUACAUCAAUCCAGCGAUAUUUCUGAUUUGAUAUCUUGGAUCAAUAUGCAAUAUUAUUAUCUACUUAUUGAAUUAGAUCAAGUGUCCGACAGUCAAUCAUUUCAAUUCACAUUGCAAUAUUUGUCUAAUUCAUUUACAUUAUUAAUAUCCAGUUCUGACAGACAAAAAUCAAAUACGAAACUUUCAAUUACGUCGAAUUUAUUUUG
Molecule: messenger RNA, 626 nt
Organism: Spathaspora passalidarum NRRL Y-27907
Lineage: Eukaryota; Fungi; Ascomycota; Pichiomycetes; Serinales; Debaryomycetaceae
Product: fungal specific transcription factor domain-containing protein
Exons: 1
Source: RefSeq, a predicted model, not a curated record